AAAGCAUUCCCACUUCUCUCUCGUGUACAUAGAGCGAUACCCUCGGCGUUUCUCACUGCAUCAUAUUCAUCCAUAAACGCGAAGCUUUGCAGGAAUAACAGCACGAGUACAAUGGCGCCUGUCAGUGUCAAUGGGAGGAGCAGCAAGAAGCAUUCAAAAGUGGUUGUAAUCGGAUCUGGUCCAGCGGGCCAUACAGCUGCGAUUUAUCUCGCACGAGCCAACCUCACCCCCGUCCUCUUCGAAGGCUUCCUUGCAAAUGGCUUUGCGGCCGGUGGUCAGUUAACAACCACAACAGAAGUCGAAAACUUCCCUGGUUUCCCUGAGGGUAUUAUGGGCCCGGACCUCAUGGACAAGUUCCGUGCACAAUCCGCACGGUUCGGCACUGAGAUAAUCACGGAAACUGUCUCGAAAAUCGAUCUCUCUCGACGUCCCUUCCGAUACUGGCGCGAAGGUGCAGAGAACGAUGAACCCGAGACCGCGGACACGGUGAUCAUCGCAACCGGCGCGAGUGCAAAACGUUUACACCUCGCCGGCGAAGACAAGUACUGGCAGAGUGGUAUCAGCGCAUGUGCAGUGUGCGAUGGCGCUGUUCCGAUAUUCCGAAACCGUCCGUUGGCGGUUAUCGGUGGUGGUGACUCUGCUGCGGAGGAAGCGACGUACUUGACGAAGUAUGGAUCGCAUGUGUACGUCCUCGUACGCCGAGACGAGCUUCGUGCGAGUAAGAUCAUGGCGAAGCGACUGUUGUCCCACCCCAAAGUAACCGUACUAUGGAACACCGUGGCGGUAGAGUGCAAGGGCGAUGGAAACUUGCUCAAUGCAUUGCGUAUUAAGAACACGGUCACGGGCAAGGAGGACGAUUUGCAAGUGAACGGACUAUUCUAUGCUAUCGGUCACGAACCUGCAACGGCUAUCGUGCGUGGACAGGUACAAACUGACUCCGACGGGUACAUUGUCACUGUCCCAGGAACAUCACAGACUUCCGUCAAGGGUGUAUUCGCAGCAGGAGACGUGCAAGACAAACGCUACCGACAAGCUGUUACGUCAGCUGGCAGUGGAUGUAUGGCAGCUCUGGAAGCUGAGAGGUUACUUGCGGAAGAAGAGGCGGGCGAGUUCUAGACUAGAAAUUUUUUGGCAUUUACUUAGAUACUGGGUUUCCAACUUUUUGUUUGUGAAACAUGACAAUGAU
Molecule: messenger RNA, 1186 nt
Organism: Fomitiporia mediterranea MF3/22
Lineage: Eukaryota; Fungi; Basidiomycota; Agaricomycetes; Hymenochaetales; Hymenochaetaceae
Product: thioredoxin reductase
Exons: 3
Coding region: 112-1116 (334 amino acids)
Biological process (GO): removal of superoxide radicals
Cellular component (GO): cytoplasm
Molecular function (GO): thioredoxin-disulfide reductase (NADPH) activity
Source: RefSeq, a predicted model, not a curated record